Messenger RNA from Naegleria lovaniensis, 1734 nucleotides. RefSeq lists its product as uncharacterized. Lineage: Eukaryota; Heterolobosea; Eutetramitea; Acrasida; Naegleriidae. Gene Ontology annotation, molecular function: transmembrane transporter activity. The transcript is spliced from 2 exons. The coding region runs from base 1 to 1734 and encodes 577 amino acids. The record is from RefSeq and is a predicted model, not a curated record. Gene Ontology annotation, biological process: transmembrane transport.
AUGGCUGCUCAACAACCGACAACUCCGAAACUCAAUUCCUCAACGCCCCUCUUGAUUAACUCCACAACAACAACUACCACAACAACAACAACACCCUCCUCAAGCCUUUCACUGGCAAAUAAUCAUCAUCAACAACAGUCUGUAGUGAGAUCAUCAUUUACGACCACGUUGGUACCUCCUCUUCCUAUAGGCUCUCAUCAUGAUGGUUCCAAUCCAAAGGAUUUUUAUGAUCAUCAUGAUAGUUUUAGUGAUUUAUCGGAAGAGGAUCCAAAUCAUCAUCAGGGUUCAUUGAAAAAUCAACGAACCAGUAGGGCUCAGAAUUUAUUUAAUGUGGUGAAGAGCUCAAUAGGAUGGCUGGCAUUUAGCAUUGUGUUUAAUGUGUUGAAUACAAUUGUAUAUUCUGCUUUAUACCCUAAAAUUCUGCAUAAUGUUUCAGUGAAUGGAGGUUCUGACUAUUCAACAGCAUUUUCAAUUACAAAUACUGUGACAACGUUGGCAAGUGCUCUUUCAUUGCCAAUUCUCGGAUCUUUGGUAGAUAACAUGAAAAUUAUUAGGGCCUCCAUGAUGGUCACCAUGUAUUUGGGUAUCAUUGCAACGAUAGGGCUGUUUUUCACAGACAAGUUACCGAAUGCAACAAGUGAAGACAUGACGACACAUUUAGCAAUUUGCGAGGUUGUGUAUAUUCUUGCAAUGUUCUUUUUGAGAUUUUCUGUCAUGAACAAUAAUGCAUUAUUGCCAAGUUUUGACAAGAAAAAUAUGAUGAUUUUGAGUUUAUCAGGUAAUUUUAUUGGGUUUGGAGUGAAUUUAUUGGGAUUGUUGAUUUUAGCAUUCACACCAAAAACCGUAUUUUCUGGAGAUAUAUGGGAAAUUACUCGAGAGAAUUGGUGGGUCCUUGUGUUCACAUGUUUCACAAUUUUAGUUUCGUUUUUCGUGUUUUUGAGCCCAAAUGGUGUUGACAGAGUAACUCUAAAUCCAGAUACAGAGCUAAAUUCUUCCUCUAUCAUUAUGAAAAAGGAAUUAGAAGUACCUCAAAUUUUCAAUCGAUUACCCAAAGCUCUCAGAGGAUUAGGAAAAAUUGUUACUGUUGUCAAGAACUCGUUUAUUGCUCUUUCUGAGACAUUUGAAAAUUGGAGAACAAACACGCAGUACUAUCACUGCUGGAUUUUCCUUCUUUCAUAUUUAUUCUUUUCUACCGCCGGUACUGUUGUGACCAUUUAUUUAGGACCUCUGUUCAUCGACAUUUACCAUUUUUCUUUGGAACAAGAAGUACUAUUGAACCUUUACUUUAAAGUUGCUAUGGUAGGAGGUGUUAUUGGAGGUGUUAUUUUUGAAAGGUUAUUCAAAUUUAAUGAUAUUUAUGUGCUGGCAGCACAAAAUUCGUUAUUUGGAGCAUUGACACUUUCCAUUUUUAUUACCAUCUCCCUUAAAGUCAAUCGAUAUGCUGUUCUUGCUCAAUUCCUUCUUGUUGGAUUUUUAUACGCUUGGAAUGCAAGUGUGGCACGUGGGCUAAUGAGCAAACUGAUUCCAGUGAACAAGAAGUGUGAAUUUAUGGGCUUUUUCUCUACCUUUACGUACUUGGGAAUUUCCAUAACCAGUGGAGUGUAUGCCUUGCUCAGCAAAUUCCAACUUCCUUCUCACACAUUGCUCUUGAUUUUGUUUAUUUGGCUUAUUCCAGCAUUCUUGUUUUUGGCCAUUUUGAAACAAUCCUUAGACAAACAUGCAGACAAGAAAUAG